Molecule: messenger RNA, 6435 nt
Organism: Xyrichtys novacula (pearly razorfish)
Lineage: Eukaryota; Metazoa; Chordata; Actinopteri; Labriformes; Labridae
Source: the annotation of a GenBank genome assembly
GCACUGCAUUCUGGGUACUGUCAUGGUGGCCCGCGUCUACUGUGAGCAAAACGUUUCGUCAGCUGUUGUUGUGUAUUUCCUGCGCUAAGGUUUGAAAUAAGUUUUGGGCAUAAACUUGAAUUUACCAAGACAGUAAAAAUGGCGUCCACUGCAGCCGGUAAGCAGCGGAUACCGAAGGUGGCUAAGGUAAGAAAAACAGCAGUUAUUGUCCAAACCUACCUUGGCUGUAGCGGCUAAGCUAACGCUAAUACAUAGAGCUAAAGUUUAUGAGAGUCCACAUGGACCUUCAAAUAGAGCUCUUUUUUACUUUCACCCAAAUCAAGGUGAGGAUUAAACUUACAUCUGUUUGCUAAAUCACAUUCAGCCAAUGGUUGCUCGAAGUUAACGUGAAAUAUAACAUUAAACGAGCAAGCUAGGAGCAUAAUAUUCUCAGCCUGAACGAGUAGAAGUAAGUCAGAUUUUGUACCCCGAGUUCCACUUUUAUCCUGUGGAAGUAGGUUUAAAGUCUUUAGGACUAGACUGAAUCGUUACAAACACACAUGACAAUGAAACUCCUGAAUGAAUGAUGUCAAAGUUUUUCACAAAGACAGAAGAAACUGUAAUUUAUUAAUAAUGCAGUAUGUUAUGGUCUGCAAUACACGACUGUCAUCUACACAGUACAGGCUUUAUUACACUGUGGACACUGUGCUGUUGCUUGUGUGCGCACUGCACAAUGUUAACUAACUGCUUCUCUUAUUUCAGGUGAAGAAUAAAGCUCCGGCAGAGGUUCAGAUCACUGCAGAGCAGCUGCUGAGAGAAGCUAAAGAGAGGGAGCUUGAACUUCUGCCACCACCACCGAAACAGAAAAUCACAGAUGAAGAGGAGCUCAAUGAUUACAAACUGAAGAAGAGAAAGGUGAGUACUAAACUCUGUCUGUUUUAACCACUGAUGACAUUUGUUGAAUCAGCUAUUUGCUAUCUAACUAGAACUCUGAGGAUUUAGAUAUGGUAUUCAGCAUGUAAUGAAUUUUUAAAAAGUGAGAUUUAAGGUCAUACUUGUAUUUGAAGAUACAAAUUCAGACGGAUGCAUGUUUGACAGACUAUCUGAUAACUUUGUAAUUUAUUUCACUUUGUGCUGAUGGUUCUGCAUUUUUCUUUCAGGGGUUUGAGGACAACAUCAGAAAGAAUCGCACUGUUAUCAGUAACUGGAUCAAAUACGCACAAUGGGAAGAAAGCUUGAAGGAGAUUCAGAGGUACUGAUGAAAAAAGCAGACACAAGCUGUAAAUCAAGCCUGUUUUCUAGUUGCUUGAAUUCAUAUAUUCUGUUCUAUCUUUUAAGUAACACUCAUAGCUCCUUAUUGCUUGAGAACGUGGUGUGAAUGCUUUGCAAAUGCCCCUGUAGAGACAUAAUGAUUAAUUGUGAACCUGUAACAUUGACUUUUUUAUGUUGCAGAUGUCAGUAUUUUGAAAGAAAUCUUUUAAUUCCUCCCAUUUUUGAACUUUCACCUGAGUUUUAGGUGUUUGCUAGAGCAGUAUCUUAAACAGACCCUCACAUACAUCUGUUGAGCAGUUUUCUUCAAUCGCUGCCUUUUCUUGUUUCAGGGCUCGUUCCAUUUACGAGCGAGCGCUGGACGUGGAUCACCGAAACAUCACCCUGUGGCUGAAGUAUGCCGAGAUGGAGAUGAAGAACCGCCAAGUGAACCACGCCCGCAACAUCUGGGACAGAGCCAUCACCAUCCUCCCACGUGUCAACCAGUUCUGGUAUGAAUCAUGCUCAUGUAUCUUAAUAUUUGUUGCACAGUGUCACAUGUUGAUUGGGCACAUUUGUGGCAGUAUAAAUAUCCACACUAGCUUUAUUUAUGAUACCUGUUUGUCAUUUUAAAAGGUACAAGUACACGUACAUGGAGGAGAUGGUGGGGAACGUGGCUGGCUGCAGGCAGGUGUUUGAGCGCUGGAUGGAGUGGGAGCCCGAUGAGCAGGCCUGGCACUCAUACAUCAACUUUGAGCUGCGCUACAAGGAGGUUGACAAAGCCCGCACCAUCUAUGAACGAUAUAUCCUUGAAUGCUUUGUUUGCUCAGAAUGUUCAUUAUUCAUUUGACAGUGUAGUCAUGCUUUGAAACUCAUUGCAUUGAGAUCUCAGUCAAAAUCCCUAAAUUCUGUCAUAUAAUCAAAACCUGGCAACAGUGUCUUGAUGAAGUGCCGCCUGAGUUUAUUGCUUCAUGAGAUCUAAUUAAUCCAGCUCUACUUUGAACAUCUCAUAUUUCACAUCUUAACUGCUCUAAAGCAUCUGUUCAUGACCAUCUGUUGUAUUUGGUGAGCUUGAGAUGACAAAUCUUUGUAAAAAGUCCUUGACUCCUCUGUACUCGUCAUGGUCCACCCUGAGGUGAAGAACUGGAUCAAAUACGCUCGUUUUGAAGAGAAGCACGGCUACAUCGCUCACAGCAGGAAGGUGUACGAGAGAGCUGUGGAGUUCUUUGGAGAGGAACACGUGGAGGAAAAUCUGUUUGUGGCCUUCGCCAAGUUUGAGGAGACGCAGAAAGAGGUCCGUGCAGCUGUUUGAUAGUUGUGUAUCAUUGCUUCUUACGAGCACCCGUGGAGUGACUGUGACUGGAUAAAAUGUGUCUUCUCUUUUCAGUUUGAACGUGUUCGAGUCAUCUACAAAUAUGCUCUGGACAGAAUCCCUAAAAGCCAGGCUCAGGAGCUCUUCAAGUAUUACACCAUGUUUGAGAAGAAGUUUGGAGACCGAAGGGGAAUCGAGGACGUCAUCGUCAGCAAAAGAAGAUUCCAGUAUGAGGAGGAGGUCAAGGUGAGUACUGGGGAGAAACGAAAACUCACAAAGAGAUUAAAAGAUUUUAUUCCGUGUAAUAUAUUUAUGUAACUGCAUCCUGGAUCAUUUAUUCUGAAGAUUUAAAUCUUUGUCCUCUUCACUGGCGUGUUUUAUCAGGCAAACCCACACAACUACGACGCCUGGUUCGAUUACCUCCGGCUGGUGGAGAACGACGCUGACGCAGAUACUGUCAGAGAGGUAUACGAACGAGCCAUUGCCAACAUCCCCCCAAUUCAGGAGAAGAGACACUGGAAAAGAUACAUCUACCUGUGGAUCAACUAUGGACUGUACGAGGAGCUGGAGGUCAAGGUACCUGCUUUUCAGUGUUUCAUUAUAAGAGAUUCAUGAGAAAGAAUCACAUUAACUUCCUUUUUAGAAAUGUUAAAUCAAAAAAUAGGGUAAUGUAGGAGAUACCAACGUUUUUAUAAAGUGAGUAAAAGUAGUUGAAUUAGGAGACACUGAAAAGACAGUAUAGGUCCAUGUUACGGGUGUAGAUGGGGUCAAGGGUAGAUUUUCAGAUAACCACAUUUUCUGUUGUCUGCACUAUUUUCAAUUAAAUAUGGGCUUUAAAUGAUUAGCAAACCACCAAAGCUUGGUUUUGAUUACAUUUUGCAUGAAGUCCCAACUUUUAUGGAAUAGGGAUUACCUUAAAGCUAACAUUUUUACCCCUGUAGUAAAAAAAAAAAAAAGACCUGUAUAAAGUUCCUUUACAUUAAUUCAUAUUCUUCUUUAUCAGGAUCCUGAGAGAACAAGGCAGGUGUACCAGGCAUGUCUGGACCUCAUCCCACACAAAAAGGUGAAAUCUUUAGCUUUGUCUUUAGUUAUUUUAUACUUAUUUUACUUAUUUUAUGUGCUGUUAUAAUUGAGUAGUAAAAUACACGUUUUGGUUUGGUUUCAGUUCACAUUUGCAAAGAUUUGGCUGCUCUUCGCUCAGUUUGAGAUCCGGCAGAAAAGCCUCCAGGCUGCCAGAAAAAUCAUGGUGAGAUACAUGAGGAACAGUUUAAAGAUUCCAGAAAGUACAGCUUUAAGAGACCACGGCUAAACACAUUGAGCCAUUUUUUAAAAGAAUGUUUUCAUUUUAUUUUAUACCAUAUUUCUCCCGACCUCUCAUGCCCAAGUAAAAUAUUCUUGUUUCAGUAUUAACUUAAAGAAAAUAAGAAGGCUUUGAAAAAUUCAGGUAAUGCAGUUUAAAAAUUUUUUUUUAUUCAUAGACAGAAUACUGAAGUUUUAAAUAAAGAAUUAGAAAUACGUUUGAGGUGAAAUAAACAUGACAAAAAGUUGCACUGGAUGCAAAAUAUUAGCAGUUUGCCUGAGAAAUGAUGCUGAAAUUCAACAUGCUGGAAUACAAUGUAUUCUGCACAUAAGAGUGCAUGAAAAAAGGUGCAUAAGUGUAGCAUUGAUAAAUGUACAAAAUAUUCAGCAACAAAAAGACCCAGUUUUUGUGCUUUCAGUUUUUCUGCAGUUGACUCCCGUCAGGCUGUAUCUGUGAUUUCUGCUGCUCCUCCUCUCUCUGCUCAGGGUACAGCGAUCGGUAAAUGCCCGAAGAACAAACUGCUGAAGGGCUACAUCGAGCUCGAGUUGCAGCUGCGAGAGUUUGACCGCUGCAGAAAGCUCUACGAGAAGUACCUGGAGUUCAGCCCGGAGAACUGCACCACCUGGAUCAAGUUCGCAGAGCUGGAGACGAUCCUGGGAGACACCGAACGAGCCAGGGCCAUUUUCGAGCUCGCUAUCGGACAGCCGCGACUCGACAUGCCAGAGGUACAGAUCACAGUUUCUCUAUUGUCUCUUUUUUUAAAAGUGUGGGAAGAUGAGCAGAGAGUUGAAACAGUUUUCAAAGAUGGUCAUUACUGUUUGAAACUUCUGGCUGUUUCACAUUAGAGUUCAUUUUUCUUUUGAAGUUAGAAACCUGGUGUUCUGGUUUGUUUCUCUUUCGCAUUCAUGGGAUUGACAGGCAGAACAUUGUGUUAGCAAGCUUGUAGUGUAUCCUGGACUGUACUCUAGACUUCAUGAUUUCUAUGAGUGAAGUUAAAUUGUUCAAAAAUAUCAAGAUUCGUUGUUUUAUUCUUUCUUUACAGGUGCUGUGGAAGUCCUACAUAGAUUUUGAGAUUGAGCAGGAGGAGUUUGAGAACACCAGGAAUCUUUACAAGAGACUGCUGCAGCGCACUCAGCAUGUCAAGGUGAGGACUGCAUAUGCCUGUCUGUCCUCACUCUCACUCAGGAGGAAACAGGAACUUCUUUUUCAUAUCUUACAAAUAUUAAUGUUCUGUAAAAAAUAAGCACAGUGAGACCGACCAAAUGAGAUCAGUUGCAGACGUUUGAAGAACAUCCCCAUGACUCUUGGAUGUCGCUCUGGCUUUUCUCUUACUCUUCUUCCUCGCCCCUUUAUCUGCAGGUUUGGAUCAGCUACGCCAAGUUCGAGCUGUCGAUAGAAGGUCCCGACCGCCUGCAGCGGUGCCGGCAGACCUUUGAGGAGGCCAACAAGAGCAUGAGGAGCUGUGAGGAGAAGGAGGAGCGUCUGAUGCUGCUGGAGUCCUGGAGGGACUUCGAGAAGGAGUUUGGCACCGACAGCAGCAUGGAGAGAGUGAGGAAGCUGCUGCCGGAGAAGGUGAAGAAGAGGAGGAAGCUGACGGCCGAGGACGGGGUAAGAACCAGAAAUCUCUGCUCUGGAUUCAGAAACUUCUGCUCUCGUCUGUAUCAGAUGUUUUCGGCUUUACUUCGAGAAAGAUCUUUUUGUACAGUUCAACUAAUCUAGAUUCCAUCCAAGAGAGAAAAUGGUGUAAAAUUUAAUUUAUUAUUUUGCACUUUAAUAACGAUAGUGAAGCAGAUUUGUCAGGAAAAGUGCUAUAAACAAAUGUUUUUAUAAACCAGUUAAAAUAUUUAUUUGAAAAGUUAAGUAACUUAUUUUUGAAUACGAAUCCUCCAAGAAAAUUCAACAUUCACUGAUUCCUUCCGUUUCAUAUUCAGUUACAGCCGGUCUAAGGCACUAAUCUCUCUCUCUCUCUCCCUGAUCGUUUCAGUCGGACGCCGGCUGGGAGGAAUAUUACGACUACAUCUUCCCCGAGGACGCCGCCAACCAGCCCAACCUCAAACUGCUGGCCAUGGCCAAGAUGUGGAAGAGGCAGCAGGCGGUGGGGGAGGACGCUCCAGAAAAAGCUCUAUCGGCUGAAGAGGCGGCGUCAAAGUCCUCCGACAAGUCUUCUGAAAGCUCACCAGAGGAGGAGGAGGAGUCGAACAAAAACACUGAAGCUGAGACGGAGCAGCAGGAAGUGUACGAUGAUCGAGACGACGACAACAGCAGCAGCAGCAGCAGCAGCAGCAGUGAGAGCGACAGUGAGGAGGAAAAGGAGGAUGGAGAGAAACAGGAUAAAAAGAAAGAGGAGGAGAAGGAUGGAGAAAGCAAGAGUGAGGAUGAAGAGAAAGAUUAGCCUGAUGAGACACGUGGGAGAGACUUUAAUUUUUCUACUCAUUUUAUAAGAAAAACAACAAAAUCAGUCCUGGAGCAGUCUUUAUUGUACCAAGAUGUUUUCUUUGCAGCUGUGACAUUAUACAAAGAUGAACUCAAACCUGCUUCUUCUCCUGUUUCUCCUUUUUGUAGGAUUUAUGAGAAAUAAAGCAGAAAGAUUCAGGUA